AUGAAUUUCUUAACAUUGCGCUGUCUCCUUCCUCUGCUACUUUUGAACUUUGUUUAUUCUGGACGGAUUCUGAGGACGAUCAAGAGGCGUGCACGUGAUAACCAACUUCAGAAAAACAAGCAGCUUCUCCUGAAGCUCACGGUCAGCCUUCAUCAGCCUCUCCACCAAGUGAAGGAGGGUUGGAUUGUCCAGCCCCUCGACCAUUUCAACCAACAAAAUAGCAACACCUUCCCUCAGAGAUUCUUUGUGAAUGAGGCAUACUGGCAGCAUCAUGAUGGCCCGGUGUUUCUCUACAUUGGGGGAGAAGGGCCCCUCGUUGAGUAUGAUGUUCUGACAGGUCACCAUAGUGACAUGGCUGAAGAGCACGGUGCUCUACUUCUGGCUCUGGAGCAUCGUUUCUAUGGUGACAGCAUUAACCCUGAUGGCCUCAAAACAGAGAACCUGGCAGACCUAAGCAGCCAGCAGGCACUUGCUGACCUGGCUACAUUCCACCAGUACAUCAGCCAAAGCUUCAAUCUGACGCACAGAAACACAUGGAUCAGCUUCGGAGGCUCAUACUCUGGAGCUCUAUCAGCCUGGUUCAGAGGAAAGUUUCCCAAUCUGGUGCAUGGAGCUGUGGCCUCCUCUGCUCCAGUCAAGGCAAAGCUGGACUUUUCUGAGUAUAACAACGUUGUUGGCUUGAGCCUGUUGAAUGAGGCAGUUGGUGGCUCAGAGAAGUGUCUGUCUAAAGUGCGUCAAGCGUUUGCUGCUGUGAAAGAAGCACUGAUGAGUGGAAAUAUCAACCGGGUAGCCUCAGACUUUGGAUGCUGUCAAAUCCCCAAGGAUCCUUAUGAUCAGAUUGAGCUGAUGCAAAGCUUGGCCGACAUUUUCAUGGGAGCAGUGCAGUACAAUGAAGAAGGGGUGCUCAUGUCGAUUAAUGAGCUCUGUGGCAUAAUGACCAACAGCAGCCAGGAAUAUCAGGAUGAGAUGGAAGCCUACAACCGCCUUGUUAAACUCUCACAGAUUUACCGAUUCACCAGUAAGGAGCCGUGUUUGGACAUCUCCUAUGAGAAAUCAAUGAAGGAUCUGAUGGACACGUCAGUCCAUGCCGGUAGAAGAGGAGAGAGACAGUGGACCUACCAGACAUGCACUGAAUUUGGCUUCUACCAGACUUGUGAGGACGCCACUUGUCCUUUCUCUGGGAUGUUGACCCUGCAGGAUCAGACUAAGCUCUGUACCACGCUGUUUGGUAUUUCCCAGCAUUCCCUGCCUGCUCGCAUCGCUUUCACAAACACUUACUACGGAGGAGACAACCCCCACACACACAGCAUCCUUUAUGUUAAUGGGGGAAUCGACCCGUGGAAGACGCUGUCGGUGGUGCAGGACGGGACUGAGGAAGGAGAGGAGGCCCAGACAGUUUUCAUUAAGGACACUGCUCACUGCGCUGACAUGUCGAGUAGAAGAGUCACAGACCGCAGCUCGCUCACGAAAGCCAGACAGGAGAUUGAAAAACACGUGUCUAACUGGCUGAAGACAGCUGCCCAGAAGAAGCUGGAGAAAGGAACGUCCUGAUCAGAUCACGUUAUAACCCGAUCAGCCCUUAUCACCCUCGUCUGAAGCUGAUAAGAAAUAGUUAAUAAUCUGGCCCGCCUGUCCUCCGUCUCCUCCUUCUCCUGCUCAUCAUCUUCCAUUUCCUCCUGUUCUCUGCCCCUUUGCUGUCCAUCUAUAACAAUCUCACAGCACAGAGGCCGAUCUGUGUAUUUAUGUGUUGUUGUUUUUUUAAAGAUUGUGUGUGCUUUUGGAGAUUUCCCUCUUAUGUCUUUAUUUUGGACUUUGUGCUGAACAUUUCUGACGUUAGGCUGAUUGAGUUUUUAGAGGUUUGUGUUCUUAACGGCCAUUUCUGACCGAUUAAUUUUUAAAUGGUGCUAGUAAAAUAAAAUGUUUUUUGUUAUUUUUUAGCUGAGUUUUGUUUUUGAAGUAUUCCUCACUUGUCAUAACCAUUAAGUGUCACUAGGGUGUGAUAUUGCUACA
Molecule: messenger RNA, 2010 nt
Organism: Oreochromis aureus
Lineage: Eukaryota; Metazoa; Chordata; Actinopteri; Cichliformes; Cichlidae
Product: thymus-specific serine protease
Exons: 13
Coding region: 1-1551 (516 amino acids)
Biological process (GO): proteolysis
Cellular component (GO): lysosome; endosome
Molecular function (GO): dipeptidyl-peptidase activity; serine-type exopeptidase activity
Source: RefSeq, a predicted model, not a curated record